CCAAUUAUCAAACCCGUUAGAAACCUUGUUUCUAACCGUGUUUCUCUCACAAAAGUGGCUCUCCCCUCUCUCCUCCUUGCAGUUCAGCUUUUAAACCCGAGAAGAGCUGAGUUCACGACCGUGAACCAUCAAACGCGUCCGUGAACUCACGUCGUGCGCCAAAAAGGCUCCGCAUCGCUCACGGCAGUUCACGGUCUUAGUGACCGUGAACUCACCUUGCGUCAGUAACCUUCACAUUGGCUCUGGACGCCUUGCGAUUCACGGUUAAGCCUCGUUCUUCACGGUCUUGCACAACCGUGAACUCCUUCCGUUAGCCGUGAACUGAUUCUGUUUCACCUCUUUUCCCAGUUUUCGAUCCUUUUCGCCAAUCAUUCAACUCCAAGGCUUGUUUCACCUGUUUAAUCCUGAAACACAUUCAAAUACGAAGAACCUCGCGUAAAACCAACCUUUAAUGGGCAAAUUUGACACAAACAUCUAAGUCAAACGGGGACAAAACAUGAAUAGGCAUGAAUCAUACUUCCUCAUAAUUCCUUUCAAUUCUUGUAAUUGUAAGAGCAAGGUCAUCCUUGCCGCGGGCUCUGCCAUCGCACCGACAAGAACUCCAGGGGCGACGGGGAUGAUGAUACCGAGAUACAGCCAAAUCGUAAGAGAAAUAGAACAAAGUUGAAUUGAUAUCAAUUUCAAAUCCCAAUGAAACAGUCCAAAACUCGAUAGCGAUCGCUGGUGUUGGCUCCCCGACGAUCAGUGGAAGAAGAUGGUAAACUGUUCGACGAUCUCUCUGUUUUGGGUAAACGAAAAAAUCGCAGUGAAAAAUAAUUAUAAAAACGAGUUUGGGUUCGAAAAUGAGUAAACCAAAGGUACUAGAUUCAACCUGUUCGGGUUAAGUGGUGGGUCUGAAUCAAAGGUCACGAUUUAAUGUGGUUUAUCGCACGGCUAAUACAAUGGCGGCACUGAUGCAGUGGCGGUACCUUAGUUGUUGCCAUAGAUAGAUAGAAGAAGAUAGACAGAUUUUUGUACUAAAAAAUCUCACAUUCAUUUUCCCCUAAUUUCCACGCAAAGCAUUCUACAAAUGAUGCUAUGGAAAAAGGAAAAAAAAAACAUUCUACAAAAGAUCGAUAUGGUCACUCUCUCCAAAUCGGGAUGGCGAACCAGACAACAAUGCGUUCGGUUUUUUCUGGCGGGUGCAAAAUUAUCAGAAUUCAGAGCAAACAAGCUAGGAUUCCAUUUUCCCCACAUGAUAAGACUGCUGAUCAGUUCGGCCAUGAGAUUGGAUGAGAAGGUGAGAGUUUGACGAAGAAACACGCCACUAUCAUUUCCUCCAUUUUUUUGCUACCUGUAAUAUUCAAAAUCCAGCAACUUAUCGAGUCUUUCACAUAACCACGGCGUCGCCGCCGGCAGGUCUCGUUUUUGGACUGUUCGGAAUCGACACUGGGUUAGAUUCAUUCCCGUUGUUGUAAUCGUUGAGGGAAGAGCUUUUAUCCGAUGAAGGCAGGCAAACUGUUUGUGAAAAUGUCUGAACCAAUUUACUCCGAACAGGGUGCCCGCCUGUCUUUAAUUACAAGUCAUCUCGCCCACGCGGGCAGAACCGCAGAAGCAAAGCCGUCACUGACAAACCCCACACCACCACCUUAUCUUCUCUCUACCAAGUGGCCAAAUGGGGUUGGGUUGAUUUGAUCUAUGAUCUAUAUCCAUCUAUGUUUUGUAUUAUAAUAUUCAGGUAUUCAUUUCUCUGAGAGCUCUGUGAGGAAAGAUGGUGGCUUUUAGCUUUAUUUUUAUAAAUUAUCCCGAAUUUCUAUGAUGGGUCGUCUCCUUUACCUCUUUUUUUGGAGGGGAGGAUUCUUUAAAGGACUGACCAAUACCAAAACCAAAUCCCAAUCCUUCCUUCUUUCUUCCCUUUUCAGGAAACUGGUUUAGGGCACCUUCCUUUUUCUGGUUCUCUGUUCUUCCCCCAUCUCUGGCUCGCUCUGUUUUCCAGUAAUCCAUCUCUUCCCAAAGCUCAUGGAGGGCGCCGCUCCGUCCAAUGAACGCCUUGGGUUUGGGAAGAUGGGUUAUGGAUGCGAGCAUUACAGGAGGAGAUGCAAGAUUCGAGCACCUUGCUGCAAUGAAAUUUUCUCCUGCCGCCAUUGCCACAACGAGGCUACGAGCAUGUUGAAGAACCCCUGUGAUCACCACGAGCUAGAUCGGUGUGAUGUCAAGCAAGUUGUAUGUGAAGUUUGUGACACAGAGCAGCCGGUUGCCCAAGUUUGUACAAAUUGUGGUGUCAACAUGGGGGAAUACUUCUGUGGAAUAUGCAAAUUCUUCGAUGAUGAUAUCGAGAAAGGGCAGUUUCACUGUGAUGAUUGUGGUAUCUGCAGAGUUGGUGGUCGUGAGAACUUCUACCACUGCAAGAAGUGCGGUUCUUGCUAUUCGAUUUCCCUCCGAGACAAUCACUCGUGCGUGGAGAACUCAAUGCGCCACCAUUGCCCAAUAUGCUACGAGUACUUAUUUGACUCCAUGAAGGAGACUAUAGUAAUGUUAUGUGGGCACACAAUGCACCGUGAAUGUCGCGAUGAAAUGAUGAGGCACGACAAAUACUGUUGUCCAAUAUGUUCAAAGUCAGUCAUUGACAUGUCCAAGGCUUGGAAAAACAUAGACGAGGAGAUCGAAGCAACAGUCAUGCCAGAGGACUACCGAAACAAAAAGGUUUGGAUCCUAUGCAAUGACUGCAACGACACUACAGAGGUCAACUUCCACAUAAUUGGACAGAAGUGCAGCCACUGCAAGUCAUAUAACACGAGAACCAUUAGACCUCCUGUUCUUCCGCAGCAAUGAUGGAUUAGUUGGAAGCGAGGGCCAGGGAGAUUGAGAUAAGAAGGAUGACAUUGUUGUUGUAAUCAACCAUUUCUGUCUUGGAAACCAAAUUGGUUGCUGUAACAUUGUGGUUUUCGGAUGUGAAUUUUCUUUUGUUGUUGUACCAUUGAAGUUUGCUCGAACUUCAUUCCCUGCACCUCAGAAACUUGGUUUCUUGCCAGGCCAUUAGUUCUUUCCAUCUCCAGAUUGUGGAGUGUUUUGAUUGAUUGUUGCCCAGUCUAGUUGAACUGUAUGUUUCUGGGUUCCAUGUAUAAACUCUUAUACAGCAGCAACAUGAAAAAUGAAUCAAGUUCUUGUUUCGAUACGGGAUUUAUCAAGUAGUCAAGUUUUAAUAUGGUACGGUAUGGAUCAACUCGUUGCACACUCGUUGCAGUAUCAGCCUUGUGAAUGUUAUAAGAAUGCAAAUUGUGGAAUAAUGGAUAUGGAUCACU
Messenger RNA from Linum trigynum, 3281 nucleotides. The record is from the annotation of a GenBank genome assembly. Lineage: Eukaryota; Viridiplantae; Streptophyta; Magnoliopsida; Malpighiales; Linaceae.